AUGAUGGUUGAUUUUGUUGAAUUUUCCUCUACUUAUCCAUUUGAAUUUGAACAAUCACCCAUUGUUGUCAUUGAACUAUCCUCACUUACAUUUCAUGAAUCACCAGAAAAUCAGAUAUUAUGUCAACCGUAUUUUAGCUCAAAUUCUUAUAAAAUUGCAUUUUAUGCAAAUUCGACAGCUUAUUAUGAAGAAUUAACUGAAGAUAAAAUUCGUCAACGUAUAGCCAUUUUAAAUCCACAAUUAGAAAUAACCGAUAUUAAAACGGUUCUUGAACAAAUUCGUGAAAUGUUAGAUAAUAGAAAAUCAGAAAUUAAUUUUAAAUUAUUAUCACCAAAUUUAGUUGCAAUUGAAAUUAAAGAAGGUCCAUUUAAAUAUAAAUUUCGUUGUGAACAAAAAACAGAAUUAUAUGAAGAACAAUAUGUGAAACAUUUGUUAAUACAAAUAAGGGAAUUACAAUUACGUGAGAAAAAGCUACAACAAUUGUUAACAAGUAGACCAGAAAAUGAGUUUAAUGGCGCGCCGGUUGAUGAAGAUGGUGACGAUGAUGACUACGAUCUACUUAAUGAUAACUUAUUUGAAUAUGCGUUUAAUCAACAUGGUCGACAACUUGUUUCAAUGGCAUUUUUAAAACGUGACUAUUUUAAAUAUCGAAAAGCCAUUGAUCCAUCAGCUACAGCACCACCAUCAUUGGCAACAAAAAUUGCUAUGAUAAUAGAUGGUUUGCCAUUGGCAGCAAGAAAACUCAAUCUCAUCGUUAAACGAAAAGAAAAUGAAUUAGCCGAAAUCGAAGAGAAAAUCAAACGAAAACGUUUUGAAUUAGAAGUAUUGGGACCCGACAGGCUAAUGGUGCCACAUCACAGUCAUACUGAUGAACAAGCAAAACUAUCAAAAGUACAACAAAAUGGAGAGAUCACACGAACUAAACAAAAUCUUUCGGCAUUUUCAAACGAUGAAUUAUCAUACAAAAACGGUGUAGAAAAUAUGAUCAUUGAUGACAUUGUUAAAUUAAUUGUGGCAAAUGAAGAAAUUCAAGGAAAAAAUGGCUAA
Didymodactylos carnosus is the source of this 1047-nucleotide messenger RNA. The record is from the annotation of a GenBank genome assembly. Lineage: Eukaryota; Metazoa; Rotifera; Eurotatoria; Philodinida; Philodinidae.